UGCCGUCUAUGGGGUCGCACAGAGUCGGACCCGACUGAAGCGACUUAGCAGCAACAGCAGCAGCAAUGUAAAGGAAGGGACUCCUGAGGGCUCAAAGUAUGACCUGGUGCUGGAAGGCUUCCAUGCAAUCUGAAAGCCUUGAUCACUCAUUGGACGGUGGUCAUGCCAAUCCUUGCCUCCUGGCAAAUGAGCUUAGAGCUGGCGCUGGAGGAAGUGGUCGUGGUUGACCCUUCCAGCUCCACCUACCGUCGCCAGCCCAUCAGGGUCUUUCCCGCCUUGUCCACUGCCAGCUCAGCUUCGGUCUUGGUGGGCCGGUCUGCGGGCCACCCCCUCACCAUUCCUGUUGUGGGGCCCACACCAGCAAGUCGCAGACUCCUGUUCCCUGUGCAGCCGACGUCUCUGCUGUCCCCACCCCCACCCCGCGGUCCCACUGCCAACAGCGUCUCCUCAGCGCAACACUCAGCCCUGCGGCCGCCAUCUUCCCCACAGACCUCACUGCAGGACGAUCACUGUCUGGCACGUCUCUCCUGCCAUGUCUGCCAUAGAGGAGCACUAUUGGAUCCCAGGUGGCCCGGAGAGAGCUGGUGGCGGGGCGGGCCGUGACCCCAGUCUCCUUGGGGUCCAAGCAUCUGCUUGGGAGGGGACGGAAGGAGUCGAGGAGGCCACGGCUCUUCUGGCUUCCUUGGAGGUCUCCAGAGCCCUUCCCGGGGAGCAGGGUUGGCCACAGGCCACUGUGGAAGAGGAAUGUGGUAGAGGGCCGUUAGAGGAGGAGGAGAUGGCGGAAGACGUAGAGAUGCAGGAGGACGAGGAAGAGGGUGAGAUUGACUUCGAUUUGGAGGACGUGGAGGAGGAGGAGCACCUGUCUGGAGAGGGCGAGGAAGAGGAGGACGACAGUGAGCAGGAGUGUGCGGCAGGGGUUAUAAGCCUUGGGUUCUGUGUAGAGACGUUUGGGCCCCUGUUCUCGACACAUGUCGACUCCUUGCUACACAAUUUCCAUGGCAACAAACAUGUCCUGUUCCGGCCUCCCACUGACCGCCUGAUGGCCAGGGGCCGCUCCCAGCCACCCUCGGAGCCUGGAGAAGGUCCGGUGCCUCCUCAGGAGCAGGAAGACGUGGGAGAGGGAGGCAGAGUCUUGCAGGGCCUAGACUCUGCUGCUGAUUUUCAGUUGGGAUAUUUUCCCUGCCAACUUUGGACCCCAAUGUCUGCAUCAUUCUGCCCCAAUGAUGAGGGUGAGGAUCAGUAUGAAAACACUGAUGAAGACGAAGAGGUUGGAAAUGAAAAACCUGAAGGACUCUAAAUGGAUGUGGUCUAAGCAAAGAGCAGCUCUGGAUAAUACAGUGGGAAGGCAGAGGAAGAAGCAGACAGCAAAGAAAAGAUGAAUCUGUUCUUCAUGGAUAUUCUUGUUUUCAUUAGCCUGAAAUACUAAUUUUGUUUCAAAGUUUCAACGCCCCAAAAUGAUAUUAACUAUUGACAUCUGACUUUACUCUUGCCUUUUACAGAAAAUUGAUAGUAUUGUUCACAUUGGAAAUAAAGCUUGUUUGAAAUUAAUUCUCCCUUAGCCCAGUCAAGUUGACACGAAAAUUAACCAUCAUAAUUCCUGUGGAGAAUACUCACCCUGUACAUUGCCCAUGAGAUGACAUACUUACAGGAUGAUGACCUUCCCCGUAUAACAAAGACAAUUUGAACAAGUCCUAGGUGUCAGGGUGCUCUAACAAACACAUUUGUUAACAAAUGUAUUUUCUUAAUUAAGAAUGAAAUGGAUAACAUGUUUAUAAAGUAGUCUUUCAAGGUAAGUUAGAGAAAAAGGUAUUCUAAAGGCCAGUGACUAGAGGCCCAUCCCUUUGUCUCAAUUUAUUCUGCUCCUGCCCAAGGUCAAGAUUGAUUAUCUCUAACUUGGAUCAUUAACAGCCUCAUUCUCUCUGAUUUUCUGCACUUUCACUAUGAUGUGUCUAGGAGUGAAUUUUUGUUUUUUAUCUUGCCUAAAACUCACUGAGGUUUUAGAAUCUGUGCUUUUCACUUGCUCUGAAAAAUCCUUGGCCAUCAUUUUCUUCCCCAUUUCUCUCUCCUGUCUUUCUGGGAUUUGAAUUAAACAUAUACUGUGUAUCUCUUAUCCUACUUUUUUUCAUAUUAAUUUAUUUCUCCAGGCAGAAUUCUGGAUGAUUUCUUCUACUCUAUCUUCCAAUUCAGUAAUUGUCUUAGGUUUAUUUUUCUUGAUUACAUUUAUCACGAUCUAAUGGUUAUGCCAAGUUUUAUUUAUUUAUUUAUUUUUUGCUGAGCUUCAUGGCUUGUGGGAUCUUCCUUUCUCGACCAGGGAUUAAAACCAAGCCACUGCAAAGCACAGUGAACGCAUGAGUCCUAAUGGCUGGAGACCAAGAGAAUUCAGUCUCUGCUGCUUUUUAUGAUUUUCUGUUCCCUGAAGAUAUUUUAAAACAUACUUUUUAAUUUUUUGAAAUAUGGGCCAUAGUGAUUAUACUCUACUCUUCAUUCUGGCUGUCACUUACAACAUAUGUUUUUUUCCUUCUGUGCCUACAUAAGGUACAGGGCUUGAAGUUCCUUGGAUCACUACAGUGAUGUAUAUCCAGGCUGCAAUUUAUUCCAGUGCUUGUUACUUGUGGUUCACUAUUACCUGAAAGGGGUAGUCACUUAUUUUCAGCUUAAAGUGGUGGCAGAGCUCAUCAGACCUACUCAUUGGAGCUGUGGGAUUUGACUUUCAUUUUCUUUUCCCAUGAGGCCACCAAAACCACAGAUCAGUUCCAUAAUUCUUUCUUCUAGAUUCAGCUAAUGCCCUCAGGAAAAACUGGCUCUGAGUGCUGGGCUUUCCUAUUUGGGUUCUUGUCUUCUUGAAGAUUUUAGUCUCAUAGUUUCUUAGUGCUUAACAAAGAUACUUUCUUUGUACAUUUCAUCCAGUAAUUUUUAGUUGUCCUCAUUGGGGUGGUUAGUCCAAAUUACUAAGCCUGCCAUUACUGUAAGCAGAGGUGUUCACCACCCUCCUAACUUCUCUCCUUGUCACCAAUCUCUCUUUCUUCCAGUUUCUCCUCUAGAAAGUAACUGAAAGUUUCUUCCUGAUGGUGUUAUUUUCCUGCACAAAUCCUCCAAAAGCUUGCUGCUAAAUGUAAAUUAGAAAUCAAAUUCCUCAGUUUGGACAAGCAGAUCGAAAAUGCUCUUUCUGAGAAAGUACUGUAUAGCGCAGGGAACUCUGCUCAAUACACUGUGGUGACCGAAAUGGAAAGGAAUUCUAAAAUAGAGGGGUAACUGAUUCACUUUGUUAUACAGCAGAAGCGGCUAUAACAUUGUAAAGCAACUCUACUCCAAUAAAAAUUAACUUAAAAAUAAAAGAAGAGAUGUGGAUGGAAAGUGGAGUAUGUGGAGUAGAUUAUGGAGAGAAAACAUGAAGAAACGUUCUCUGCCAGUUACUGAGAAGUCUGAAAUUUUUAAAGUAAGAAAAUGAUGUGAUUUUAUUUGGAUUUAGACAUGGCACUUUACUGGCAGUAUGGAAAUUGUGUAAGUGUCAUAAAUAGAAUGUCUGCAUCCCCCCAAAAUCUGUAUGUUGACAUCUUAAUUCCCAAGGCAAUGGUAUUAGACGGUGGAGUGUAUGGGAGGGGCCUAGGUCAUAAGGGUGGAGUCCUCACGAAUGUGAUUAGCGCCUUAUUUAAGAGGGUCCAGAGAGAUACUCUGCCCCUUCUGCCAAGUGAGGACAUAGUGAAAAGUUGGCAUUUAAGAUCCAGGAAGUGGACUUCAGGAGACACCAAAUCUACUGGUGCCUUGAUCUUGGAUAAACCGGCUUCUAGGACUGUGAAAAAUAAAUGUUUGCUGUUUAUAAAAUAAAGCAUUCUUUCUUAGCUUCAUUUA
Bubalus bubalis (water buffalo) is the source of this 3849-nucleotide messenger RNA. RefSeq lists its product as uncharacterized. The transcript has 3 exons. The coding region runs from base 533 to 1297 and encodes 254 amino acids. Lineage: Eukaryota; Metazoa; Chordata; Mammalia; Artiodactyla; Bovidae. The record is from RefSeq and is a predicted model, not a curated record.